Molecule: messenger RNA, 1224 nt
Organism: Striga hermonthica
Lineage: Eukaryota; Viridiplantae; Streptophyta; Magnoliopsida; Lamiales; Orobanchaceae
Source: the annotation of a GenBank genome assembly
GGCCAGCGUAUACAUGGAUGGGCACCCGGAUGCUUAUCCAAAAAGUUUGAAGACUUUAAACUUCUAGAAGGCAAUGUGUACGAGAUCAAAAAUUUUGAACUUGUGGAGGACAAAAGUGCAUUCAAGAUAACUAAGUCGAGUCACAAGUUCAUUUUCUACAAAUCAACUAACAUGCGGGAGAUAGUUGAUGAGGAGUAUCCGAGGUUGAUGUUCGAGUUUAAGCAAUUCAGCGAGCUAACCGACCCUGAGAGAAUCGAUCCUUCCACACCUUUUGACAUGAUUGGCCGUAUCGUUUUGUUUCAAAACGUACAUACAAAAAAUUCAAAUGGAAUUCCCAAGAGGUGUAUUGACAUUGUGCUUGAAGAUGUUGAUGGCUGCCACCAAACAUGCACACUUUGGGAAGGAUAUGUUGAUGUCCUCCUAUCAGCCUACAAACAGUCAUGUGCGGCUGAUUUAAAAGUGCUAAUAAUACAACUUUGCCAUGCAAAGUCAUUUGAUGAUGGUUCUGUUUUAGUUUCCAAUAUUUAUGAUGCUACAAAAUUGAUAGUCUCGAAUGAUGUUCCUGAGAUUGUUGAUUUCAAGCAAAGGUACAAUUCCCACACAAGGCCAAGGGAAUCUUCAUUCCCUUAUGUUAGGUCUUUCAUGUCUAACAUAUGUGACGACUUGCAAUCCGGAAUUGCACCUAUCUUAAGUGUUGCCGAAUUUUAUGCGUCUGAAGAGCCAAAAGACUAUUGGAUUUGUGGCAACAUUAUUGAUAUUUGGAGGGAUUGGUAUUUUAAUUCUUGCCCCAACUGCGUUCGGAAAGUCGAACCGAAAGAUGAGAGAUUUUGGUGCAACCACUGCCAAGACACCAUUCCAUUUGCAAUUAUUAGAUACAAGCUGCAUAUUUCGGUGGGGGAUAACACGGGAAUGGUUCGUCUUUUAUGCUGGGACAAGAUUGGUAGAGAAUUGGUUGGAAAGCCAUGUGAUUCUGUUGUUGGUGAAUUGAUUGAGGAAAAUGAUGGCUCGGUUCUACCUGUUGACCUCGAAAUUUUGAUACACAAAGUGCUAUUGUUCAAAGUUUCAAAGAAAAAGGGUCAAUUUGGAACAUACAGUGGUCCUUUUACCGUUUCCCGAUUAACAGCCGACCAUAUUUUGGUCAACCGAUUUGGUUCUUUGGCCAACAUCUUCCAGGACUCUCACGAAAUCACCCCAGUGAUCAAAGACUAUUAUGAAGCUGUUCAA